Molecule: messenger RNA, 5949 nt
Organism: Ostertagia ostertagi
Lineage: Eukaryota; Metazoa; Nematoda; Chromadorea; Rhabditida; Trichostrongylidae
Source: the annotation of a GenBank genome assembly
AUGUCGACAACGUCGGAUAUAAGUCCAGCUGAGUUGGAAAAACUCCUACUCGAAGAGUCCACUACAGCUGAGCAGCUGGCAUCAAUGAAGUCGACAUUGGAACGCCUCAUAACUAAAGUGGAUAAUCUUGCGAACAAGGACUCGCAACAGGUGCGAUAUUCAGCAGAUAUUAUCGCAGAGAAGUUGGCGAGCAUACGCGAGAUUCCGGCACAAAUGCUGCAAGGAGUCUCGACCAGGUCCAGCAAGCAGGCGGAAGAGUUCGUAUCCUCGAGAAUCAAUGGAGAAUGUGUUCUCAUUGAAGAGGAACUCAAGCGCCUGGCUGAGCUGGAGGCCGAGACUGCAGCUCUUAAAAGCUUGGUGUGUGAGACGUUAGGAGUGAUCCUUAAUGCAAAAACGCUGCAGUGUACAGCUGACACACUAGAGCUUAGCCGUAAGGCACAGUUUACCAACGUUGUCCACUUACAGGAGCUUCACAAAGAUGGAGAAGCUGACAAAAGUGGAAACAAACCUACGAUCGUGUACGAACAGCUCAACACAAAUGAGUUCGACGAUGUCGAGUACCAUUCAGAGUUCGAUCCAAUAGCUGCAGCGCAAGGUAAAUGUUUUCGAGAGAUUACCCUCGACAGGAAACCUGUAUGCGAAAACUUGCAGCCAGAAAGGACGAUCGAAUCGAAGCUGAAGACCAAGGCCUCGAGCCGCUCGUCAUCGAUUCUGUGCCAAAGCCAAGGUGGGUCAGAUCGUUUCGAGAGUGAAAUUGGGCCUAUCCUAGCAGCUAUGGCCUUACCCGAGGUAGAGAUAUUUGAUGAUCCACAAGGGAGAAAGUUCAAUGACUUUAUCUUGAGGUUCACCAUGAAAUACUCAAACCUUGGAUUGCGAAAUGACCUGCUUAACCAUCUGCUUCUGACAAAAUUAGAGGGAUACCCCAAAGCAGUGGCUAAAACUCUGCCAAAACAUAUAAGAGAAGGAAACUUCGAUGUUCUCGUAGAAGCUCUACGAGCAAAAUUCGAAGUAAACGACUCCGCAAUGCAGAUGAAGGCAUACCUUGAUCUUAAACGCCUCAGGAAAACUGGAGACGUGACAAGAUACUGCCUGGAGUUGGAAAGGCUAUCUAGAGAGGCCUAUCCUGAUGCAUCUGAGGAGGAGUUGUCUCGCACCAGAGCAGGAGAAUUAGUGAGCCAGUUAACGGAUUGGCCCGAGUAUCUCCAGCUCUACACCACGAUGGAGAUUGCUCCGAAGGAAGCGGCGUAUGACAUGGUAAAAGCCAUGGCUCAAAGGUGUGAAAGAAGUAAAGAAGUAGCAGCAGCCAUGCGAGACGCUGCUGGAGAUUGUGCCAAAAGACCGCAAGAAGGCGGAAAACGCAACGCUGACCUUACUUACGGAACAAAAGCGCAAAACUUCAAAAACACACCAGAAAAAGCGCCAGCAAGCGCCAACAAAGAUGUCCACACGAAGGCGGAUCAGCGUAGGACCGUCAUCAAGUGUUUUAACUGUAACAAAAAAGGGCAUCUGGCAAAAGACUGCAUGCUGCCAAAAAGGCGGGCAGAUAACGAUGGAGCAACAAGAACGAGGCAGCAAACAGAACCUCCAAAAAGUUUUAGCACAUCCCUAAGAAAUUGGAUAUGCAGAGCAGUGAAAGCACCGGACAAUUGCGAUCUGGUUGGAAAGCAAAUGACUGUCGAGGUGCACCUACUGGGAAUGCGUCGCAAGGCAUUGUUGGACACAGGCUCCCAAAUUAGCAUUCUGCCACUGCAAGUACUCAAAACAGCUCUGGAAGCUGGUUUUGACGUAGACGCUGAUGUGAAGGAGAUUCCUUUCAAUCAACACAAAAAGGUUCUCGAUGCCUCCGGCAACAAGAUGUCGUUCAAAGGAGCGAUAAGCCUAACAGUACAAUUGGGUAACGGUGACAAGCAACGAAUAGCCGUAUUCGUUAUGUCGGGAGGAGACGGCAUGAUGGUUCUGGGAACCAAUGCUCUACGGAAAUUUGGUUAUAGCCUUAUUCAUCGGGAUUACACCAAGCCUGUGGCUCAACCAUUAGCCGUAGAAAUCGACAAUGCUUGCACGCAGAAAAAUCGUGCCACAAAGCAACAACAUACUCAAGAAAGCGGACCACCAAAUUCCCUCCCAGUGACUGUCACCAAACGAGUAUAUAUCCGUCCGGGUCAGACAAAGCUGCUGAAUGUUCAGUGCAAGAAUUUCACAAAGGAAGGAAUCCUCUGGUCGAAGGAGUGUUUACUUCCAGAUAUAGUAUGGGAAGGUGGAAAGCAGACACAGAACCUGCCCAUAACAAACACCUUUGCAGGAGCAAAGAUAUUUCGAGUAGGGGAGGAGGUAGGGACAUUCGAACCCACAACGGUUGUCGAAGUUCCACCUGUCUACCCUGGAGACAUGUUAGAACGUACUGUGGAAGCGUCUACAGACAGGGAAGAGAAAUUGCUAACAGCACUGCGUGCGAAAAGAACAAGCGGAGAGUGUGACGAAGCAAUGGUAGCCCUGGUGAGGCGUUAUGCCAACGUGUUCGCCGUUAGCGAACAGGAGCUUACCCAGACGAACCUAGUGGAGCACAAUAUUGACACAGGCGAAGCAAUGCCGAUACGGCAAAAAGCUCGUCCAGUGCCACUAGCCACACGCGCGGAACUUCGUCACAUACUGAAUGAUCUGCAUGAGCGUAAGAUCAUUGAACCAAGUAAAUCGAGCUGGGCGUCACCCAUAGUUUUGGUACAAAAGAAGGACGGGACGCUCCGAUUAUGUGUAGACUAUCGCAAGCUAAAUCAGGUAACGAAAAUUGACAGUUAUCCGUUACCAAGCAUCGACACAAUCUUGCAAAGUCUGAAAGGAAAGAGAUACUAUUCUACAUUAGACCUGUCCUCAGGCUAUUGGCAGAUAGCUCUUUCUGAAGAUGCAAAAGAAAAAUCGGCGUUCACUACGACAGAGGGCCUAUACCAGUUCCGGGUAUUGCCGUUCGGCCUAGCGUCGUCGCCGGCCGUAUUUCAACGCUUAAUGCAUGCCGUUCUAGGUCCUCUACUGGGGGAUGAGGUAUUCUGCUACUUGGAUGAUAUCAUGGUAGCAACAGAAACGGUGGAACAGCAUCUUCAUGUUCUGGAACGGGUUUUCCAGCAGUUAUCAAAAGCACGGCUAAAGCUGAAUCCAAGGAAAUGUGUGCUACUGGAGAGGAAGGUAGAGUUCCUCGGCCAUAUUAUCGAUCAAAAAGGGUUGCACAUGGAUCCAGCGAAGGUGGAAGCGAUAAAGAGGUAUCCACUACCACGGUCGCGCUCGGACCUUCGAACUUUUCUCGGUAUGUGCUCUUACUACCGGAAGUUCGUAUUGGGAUUUUCAAAAGUGGCUGCGCCACUCCAUGAGAUGACGUCCGAGAAAGUACUUUUCAAAUGGGACUCCAUGCGAGAAGCAUGUUUUGAAAGAUUGAAAUCAAUUAUUGUGCAAGCACCAGUGCUCGCACAGCCAGAUAUUGAGGCGGCCAGAAAUGGGCAAAAGCCAUUCAAAAUUCAUACCGAUGCAAGCGUUCAGGGUUUAGGCGCUGUCCUGAGUCAAGAAGGCGACGAUGGAUUUCUACACCCGGUGUUCUUUGCAUCGAAAGGUCUUUCUCGCUCUGAGAAAAAUUAUCACGUGACCGAUUUGGAAGCAUUGGCGGUCGUUUUUGCCUUGAGAAAGUUCCAUAUGUUCGUAUAUGGGCUUCCGGUCGAAGUAUACACCGACCACCAAGCUUUAACAGCGCUCUUCAAACGUACCAAUGUCUCUGCAAGAGUGCUCCGAUGGGCACUCGAACUUCAGAAAUAUAAUCUGAAGAUAAUUUACCUUAAGGGGGCUGCGAACCGCGUGGCAGAUGCGCUGAGUCGUGGUGCCAUUCCGCCAAAUGAGGAGAAGAUGGGAUCAAUUCCCAACGAACUCAUUGUGGCUGCUGCGGCGGAAGAGCCUGAGUGGACAACCGAACUCCGACAGAACCCUGGUUAUGCUGAGGUUAUAGCGAACCUAGAGAACGGGAAGCUUGACAAAGACGUCAUGAUUCCAGAGCUGUUCCAAAAGUACAAAGUGGCAGACUUUGUAAUGGACCAAGGGUAUCUGGCGCUACUGGACAAUUGUCUAGUGCGAAGAGUUGUGCCGAUGUCCAAAAGAAGAGCAGUAUUUGAAGAAGCGCAUUCCGGUCUAUUGGCUGGACAUUUUGGUCCGAAGAAACUGAUCAGACAACUGUCAAAAAGGUUGUUUUGGGAAACUAUGAAGCGGGAUAUCACCCAGUGGUCCCAAGAAUGUCGAGAAUGCCUUUGUCACAAUCAUCGUCAUCCAAUGAUACCAGGGUUAAAGCCGAUCGUGACAUCAAUGCCGUAUGAACUUGUUGGCAUAGACAUCUUGGAGAUGGGACCAACGACUAGCGGUAACCGGUAUAUACUCAGCGUGAUAGAUCAUUUCUCGAAAUUUGGAGGUGCUUAUGCCAUCCCAUCAAAAUCUGCGUUGAUGGUAGCAAGAGUAUUCUUCGAGAGGUGGGUCGCUGAAGGAGGACGUCAACCAAAAUGUAUCCUGUCCGAUCAGGGAGGAGAAUUUGACAACCGGUUGAUGCAGGAGCUCAGGUCGUUGAUGGGUAUAGACCAGGUAUUCACCAAGGGUUAUAACCCUCGAGAAAAUGGUCUGACUGAACGUUUCAACCAGACUUUGAUCCAAAUGUUGAGGAAAAAGGUAUCUGCUCCUACCGAGUGGGACACUAUGCUCCCAUUUUGUGUGUUCGCUUACAAUACAACGACACAUGAGUCCACAGGAGAGUCACCUUUUUAUUUGUUACACGGAUUCGAUCCGUACGUUCCCUGGAAAACAGUACCUCCCAAUGAAAUAAGCAAUUAUGCGGUAGACUUCGAAAGCUACACGCAAGAAGUUGCGGCGGCAACGAAAAUCGCCCGUGAUUACGCUCGGAAGGCAAAUGAUAAAAUGCGGCACAAGAUGAAAAUUGCUUAUGAUCGGGACAAACAGGUAUGCCUAAAGACCCCGAAAGUCGGUGAUCGGGUAUACAUGAAAGUUCCUACAGAAAAACAGUCAUCUCGGAACCCCAAGCUGGUUAAUCCUUGGGAGGGGCCGUAUCGUGUGCUUGAUAUCAGCAAUAAUAGUGCUCUUAUAACCUUGAUAGAUGGAUCAAGAGAAGCUGUUAGAGUACCGUUUGAUAUGCUGUUGAAGCUGCCAAUGGGAGUAUCCAAUGAGGCCCUAAGGACUAGUAAAACCAGAGGGAAGAGAGGGAGACCUAAAAAGAAGAAAGGUCCAGGUAGCGUUGUGUCUGAAAGAGUUUUCUGUUUCAGGACACUGAUUACCUUUGAACAUCCUCUCAACUUGCGACGGAGAUGCAACUGUGGUAUAUUUGAACAGAUGGCGCAUGUGGCACUACCAGCACUCAAGCAUCCAAUGGCACGUUCAAAAAAAGUCAUGGAUAUGUUUCAGCUAGCCAACGUCGCCUCAAUUUCGGAGCAAGAGUGUUGGGGAGACGAGCGUAAAGAAGCGGAACUACGUAUGAAAAAUUCCCAGUACCUGACACCGUACGGCAUAGCUAUGGCGAUGCAAGCACACCGUCGCCGUUGUCAUGCAUAUGCGGAAGCGAUUGAUCAAGCCCAAGGUAUGCGAUUCGAACACCCGGCGCUUUUCUCGUGGCCGGUGAAGUACGAUGUCGGCGCAUACAUCACGACCGCACUCUCGAUGUUGAAAUAUGUGAAGGCGUCAGGCCCGUCGACAGUAACUAUUCAACAGAUUUUCCUAGCUUUACCUUCCGCUUUCUGCAGAGUCCAUGCAGAUGUGGACUACGGCGACAACAUGUUGGUGUAUGUCUACAACAAAUGGGAGCUGCUGGCUCAAAAACUGAUAGAAAUGGACAUUGCGAAACGACAAGGAAAGUUCUGGAAGGAGAAACACACGGAAAAUUCAAGAAAUGGAAGUGCUUCUCCUAUGGAAACUGGAGACGAUUAG